Calliphora vicina (urban bluebottle blowfly) is the source of this 11620-nucleotide messenger RNA. RefSeq names its product Ca[2+]-channel protein alpha[[1]] subunit T (gene Ca-alpha1T). The transcript is spliced from 24 exons. NCBI's taxonomy places the organism in Eukaryota, Metazoa, Arthropoda, Insecta, Diptera, Calliphoridae. Gene Ontology annotation, cellular component: plasma membrane; voltage-gated sodium channel complex; voltage-gated calcium channel complex. The record is from RefSeq and is a predicted model, not a curated record. The coding region runs from base 1220 to 10165 and encodes 2981 amino acids. Gene Ontology annotation, molecular function: voltage-gated sodium channel activity; low voltage-gated calcium channel activity. Gene Ontology annotation, biological process: calcium ion import; membrane depolarization during action potential; calcium ion transmembrane transport.
GAGUUCUCCAAAAAAAAUAGAAAAAUCUAAAAUGGCAUUACGAGUAAAAAGCCACGUCAUUGCCAUCCGUUAAAAAGUUUUACAAGAGCAUUCGUGUGGCUGGUGUAUACUUGAAUCCAGUAGGCUUUUAGCCUCCGAGCGGAUAACUAUAGAAAUUUAACGAAAGCGCAGUGUUUGUGUUAAACAGUGACAAAAAAAAAUAAUAAAAAGAAGAGCUAUAACUUAUAAAAAAUUCAAAAAGUUGAGAAUUUCAAAUUCAAACAGCCAGCAAAAAAUUUUAACUGAAAAAUUUAAAACAAGCAUUUAAUUAAAGCAGCAAAAUAAAAAAAAAUAUUUGCAAAUAUAAAAUAAACUCCUAAAAAAAAGUUUUGUGCCAAAAAAAUUUAAAAUAAAAAUCAAUUUUACUUAAAGAAAACAAAAAAAUAAUUACUCAAUAUUAAUUAUUAAUUACAAUAAACAGGUGCAAAAAAAUAUACAUACACUUUGAAAAAAAAAUUAAUAAAGAAAAUUAUACUUAUAUUUACAAUUAUAACAAAUCAAUUGAAAUAAAAUUAAAAGAGUUUUAAAGUUAUUUUAUUGUAGUGUUGUUGUUGUUGCUGUUCUCGAACUACCAACGAGUUGCUGACAGUGUAGUGCACUAGUAUAUAAAGAAUUUUGGAAUACAAUAUAUAUAAAAAAAACCCAUCAGAAAAAAAUAUGUAAAAUAUCCAAAAAGCAAAUAAAUUAAAAGAGCCCAACCAAGUAGUGAAAAAGUAAAUUAAAUUGUAAUACAAUCAUUUGAAAUAAUAUUGAAAAGUACACAGUGAUAUACACAAGAGGCCAACACCACCACCACACACACCACCAACAAAUUAUUGCAAACUCAAGAAAUCUAGUGAAAACGUAAAGAAAAGAUUUUCAAACACAAAUUCAUGGAAUUCUUGUACAACUAAUGAACAAAAUUAUCAGCAGAUUGUUUUGAAAAAAGUUCUUUUGUGUGGCACAUAGAUAAAAAAAGAUGGUCGUGCUGUCUGGCUCACUGUACUUGAUAGUCAAAUGACAAUAACAUUACGAGGCUGGAUGCAAACUUAGCUCGGUUUAAUACUAAGCACUACAGUCUGGCCAAUACAAACAAAUGCUAGUGAAUACCUAGUUGCAACAGCUAAAACAGUGGAUAGCAGUUUUGUGUGUUUCUUUGAGUGUCUUUGUCGGCGAAGAAGAUAGUCUUUUUUUUAGUACAAUGUUGCACUCCUCCGUGCAGGAGCAGCACAACCAGCAUGGAAAUAAUAACAGCCACAACAACAAUAAUAACAACAACAACUACAACAACAUCACAACGACAUCAAUGACUUCAGCAAACAGCACAAAUUUGAAUGCCAAUGCUGAGGGCACAAAAGCAUCAACUCAAGCCAUAGAGAUACGAUCGUUAGCUGCUGCCCAGCUAGAGCAGCAGCACAACGGCCAGAAGAGUCAGAAACAUAACAAUGCAGAUAACGAUUCUCUGGCUGGGGCGAGAAGCAGCAGCAUUAAUAUGGCCACCAGGGCGAGAAUAAGAGAAGCAUCCACGAGUACGGGCAGUACAAACUCAAAUAUAAUGCAUUCCAAUGAAGAUUCUGGCAUCGAGGCCAGACAUCGACGAGGUGGCAGCAGUAGUAGUGGCGGUGCUGGUAAUAAUGGCUCACGCAGCAGCCAUCGCCAUCGAAAAACAAGUUCCUCAAGUGCCAAAGCAUCAACAGGAAAUGUGGUGACAAACAAUGUUGGUGCUGGCUCUUCAACAGCGUCUACCAAAAAUCAAUACAACAAUAUCACAGCGGCUCAGAAACCAGAUGAAGCCAUUAUCCAACAGCAGCAGCAGCAACAGCCACCCACAACAGCCUCUCAACGUAACUUACAAUCCCACCAAAACUCGAAUACAAUUAAAAACAGGUCUUCUAAUAAUCUUAAGAAAAAUGCCCGCGAACGCAGUGAUGAUGAGCGAUUGAGUAUAGCCAAUGACAGCACUGAAGAGUCCACCAGACAGCGCCGGCGUCGUUCGAAACGUAUAAGUAAACACACAGCAGCCAAUUCUUCCUCGUCCUCCUCAUCAUCCAGCUCAUCAGUGUCGUCAACGGGUUCCAGUUGUAAUGGCAGCUGCAGUUCCGAUGACGGCGACUCGUCCACCUCAUCGGGUGAACCGAAUUUAGCGUAUCCUGGUUUUCCGGAAGUGGCCCUCAAGUAUUUGACACAAGGUUCGAGACCGCGCAAUUGGUGUCUAAUGCUGAUUACAAAUCCAUGGUUCGAGCGCAUAUCAAUACUGGUGAUAUUAUUAAAUUGCAUAACACUGGGCAUGUAUCAGCCUUGUGUGGACGAUGAUUGUGUAUAUAAUCGCUGUAAAAUACUACAGAUCUUAGAUGACAUUAUAUUUGCUUUCUUUGCCUUGGAAAUGAGCAUUAAAAUGGUGGCCAUGGGUAUUUAUGGUAAAAAUACCUACUUGGCCGAUUCCUGGAAUCGUUUGGAUUUUUUCAUCGUAUGCGCUGGCCUCUUUGAAUAUGUCAUGCAUGUGAAAAAUUUAAAUUUAACAGCCAUACGAACAAUACGUGUCUUGAGACCUUUAAGAGCCAUUAAUCGUAUACCAAGUAUGCGUAUUUUGGUGAUGCUAUUGCUGGACACUUUACCCAUGCUGGGCAAUGUCUUGCUGUUAUGCUUCUUUGUCUUUUUCAUAUUUGGCAUAAUUGGCGUACAACUUUGGCAGGGCAUUUUAAGGCAAAGAUGCGUUUUAGAGGUGCCUCCCUCCAUACGAGUGCCAUUGAAGGAACUACCUGAUGUGUACAGAGUUCGAGUCCGUGUUAACUCUAUUUCCUACUACUAUGAGUUCUCCAAGGAACAGGAUUAUAUAUGUUCGACGCCAGAAGACUCUGGUAUGCAUAUGUGUUCAGAUUUACCGCCCUAUCGCAUAGGACCCAUGCUCUGUUCGGAAGAGGCAAUACCCAAUCACGACAAUUUACCAACUAAUACUUCAUGUGUUGAUUGGAAUCUGUACUAUUCGAAAUGUAAACAGCAAGGACUUAAUCCUUUUCAGGGUACCAUAUCAUUCGAUAAUAUAGGUAUGGCUUGGGUAGCCAUUUUUUUGGUAAUAUCAUUGGAGGGUUGGACCGAUAUUAUGUACUAUGUACAGGAUGCUCAUAGCUUUUGGGAUUGGAUAUAUUUUGUUUUGCUAAUAGUGAUUGGCUCAUUUUUCAUGAUCAACUUGUGUUUGGUUGUCAUUGCCACCCAGUUCAGUGAGACCAAGAAACGUGAAAUGGAACGCAUGCGUCAAGAACGGGCCCGCUACACCUCCACCUCGACAUUGGCCUCCAGCACCAAUAACUCGGAACCGACCACCUGUUAUGCGGAAAUCGUUAAAUAUAUUGCUCAUCUUUGGCGACGCUUCAAACGACGAAUGUUAAAGAAGUACAGAUUAUAUAAGUACCAACAAAAACAGCGCAAAGAAGGUCUGCUACCCCAUACGGAUAAUUUGACAUUUUCGCCGUCACGCAUUAAGAGUCAUCAUCCCAAAUGUCCCAAGUAUGCCAGCAAUCGUAAGCCAUCGAGUAUACAAGAUCAAAUGAUCACGGUUAUGGUGCCGCUCAACUCCAAUAAUAAUGUAAAUGCCAGUGGCAAUAAUAACAAUCAUAGUCAUGCACAGCAACAGCAGCAGCAGCAACAACAGUUGGUUGCACAAAAUCAACAGCAACAGCAUUCUACUACACAAACUCCCAGCGGUAUGGUGUCCUUGAUAAAUGGCCUACACAAUGGCAAUAGCGCAAGUAAUAAUAAUACCCAACAACAGCAGCAGCAGCAACAUCAUUCUUCCUCAGAAAAUUCUGAACAGUCUUUGGAAAAUGCGGUAGGUGCGGUUACUGGUCGCAAUAGCAAUUAUAAGAAAAUAUCCAAUCAAUUAAAAUCUGAAGCGGACAACAAACAGCAGCAGCAACAGAAAACCAUACUUUUGAAAUUCCCUCAAAAUCUUAUGGAAACCGAUCAGUUAAUUACACAUCCCUGUACAUCCGGCUUUUUAAGUCCCCCCACAUCAGCCAGUCGCCGACCUUCUGUCAUGUUCAAUGAAUACGUUUUAUUGCACACGCCACCGGCUCUCAAGGAACCGCAAUCUAGUGUUGAGAAAACGGUAUGUUCGUCCGAAAAGAUGACACAGGCCGGCGAUGGCAGCAUCUGGCAAGUGAAUCUACCACAGACUCUGGCCAGCAUUACGAACCCUUAUGCAGAAUGUUCAGAUCUCGGUAUACACGACGCCAUGACUUGUCAAGAGCUUUUAGCAUUUUCUGUGGCAUUUUCAGCUGCUUUGCCCACCGGUCAAAGUACUCUGGAAUCGUUUUACUCCUCCUUGGCUCGUUGUGAUCCCCAUACAGCCGAGGCCAUUCGAAAUCAACAGAACUUGGAAAACACCAAUCUGGCCAUGCAACAGCACAAUCAGCUACAGCAGCAGCAGCAACAUCCCAAGCAUUUCUCGGAACAAACUAAAAAACCUUUCGAUGCUGUCAACUCAAAUGGUGGUGCAGUUUGUGGAACAGCACCACCUCCCAGCACCGGUAAUUAUAUGGAAGAUUAUUCCUGCUGCUACGAUCUGUAUCAGAAUGCUCUCUCCCCGCUGGAUGACAAAAAGCGGAAAAAGCGUUCGCGAUUAAUGAGAGUAAUAAUUACCUCCUACCGCUGCAUAAUGCGUGUGUGCGGCACUGGCAGACGCUACGUUAAACGUUUAGUGGAGCACAAGUACUUCCAGCAGGGCAUUUUACUGGCCAUACUCAUAAAUACCCUGUCCAUGGGUAUUGAGUACCACAAACAGCCCGAAGAAUUGACCGUCAUAGUGGAGACCAGCAAUAUUGUUUUCUCCGCCAUAUUUGCGGUGGAAAUGUUACUGAAAGUAGUGGCCGAAGGACCAUUUCGUUAUAUAGCCAAUGGUUUCAAUGUAUUCGAUGGUAUCAUAGUGAUUUUAAGUGCCAUUGAAAUCUGUCAGACGUUCACUGGCAAUGGUACGGGAGGAGGCGGUGGUUCUGGUCUAUCUGUGUUACGCACAUUUCGUUUGUUGCGUAUUUUGAAAUUGGUACGUUUUAUGCCCAACUUGAGACGUCAAUUAUUUGUCAUGCUGCGCACCAUGGACAAUGUGGCCGUAUUCUUUUCCCUGCUCGUCCUUUUCAUUUUCAUAUUUAGUAUACUUGGCAUGAAUCUAUUCGGAUGUAAAUUCUGCGAAAAAGUGGGCGAUGAUGUGGUAUGCGAUCGCAAGAAUUUCGACAGUCUACUGUGGGCUCUCGUCACAGUAUUUCAGAUUCUAACACAAGAAGACUGGAAUGUUGUACUAUUCAACGGCAUGGAAAAGACAAGUCAUUGGGCUGCAUUAUAUUUUGUGGCCUUAAUGACAUUUGGCAAUUAUGUGCUCUUUAACCUAUUGGUCGCCAUUUUGGUUGAGGGAUUCAGUUCAGAGCGAAAUGAACGUCGCGAACGUGAACAACGAGAGUUGGUUAAGAAACUGCGUGAGGAAACAUUGGCCGAAAAUUAUAGCGAUGCUAUGUAUGAUGAAUCGCACAGCGAAGCCGAUUCAUCGUCGACCAAUGAGAGUUACUAUGAGGUUCGCAAUCGUUGGCAUAGUGCCGAAGACAUACGCAAGCACCAGGAGGCCGCUGAAAUGUUCUUGGAGUCUAAGAGUAAUGUGCAAAAGCAGCGCUUGAGUCAACCCGCCAGUCGAGAUCAUCAAAUUAAAGAAGUGGCUUCUGCAGCUGCCUCUACCAAUGCUCUAAGUAAUACAAAUCGUAAAUCUUUAGAAAAGGAUGUGCACAAACCUACUGGUGUUGGUGGCGGAGCUGGGGCUACAGCGGGAGGAGGAGGAGGAGUCAUGAGUUCUACCACUAUUACCGAUGAAGAUCGUAGAGGACUUAAAAAGACAUAUUCCAUUAGAGACAGACGAACAGAUGUUCCUCGUUUGGCUAAAAUUCGACCUAUGCGUGAGCCUCCUAUUAUAACCACAACUGCUGCUACACCUCAGGACUCGCCCAAUACUACUCUGGAAACGGGUACAACUUUCAGAAACUGGGGACCGCCAGAGCCAGACACUACAGAGAGUCCUGUUUCACCCUCACUCCUAAGGCCACCUACCCUAUUCAGUGGCCAACGUUCUCUUGACGAAGGCAUUCCAUCAAUAGACCUCAUUCCGCCAUCUCCUGUCUUGCCCCACAAACCUCACAUUAAUAUUUUAAAUGCCAGCCAAUUGGAAAGCAAUACAAACAACUCCUUGAAUAACUAUGGUCAGGCUGGGGCCACUAGUUCUUUGCUGCCUUCUUCACUAAAUGGUAGUGGUAGUGGUAUUCAAAGUGUUAUUAUUGAUGACAUUUCGAAAAAUUCAAACUCAGCUGCCGGUCCUAUUUAUGUGCCCACAAUAUCCUCGACUGCAGCUAAACUUCAGUUACCUACAUUUACACACACCAGAAGUGAGAGUGGUUCGGCCACGGCAGGUACACCAGUCCUGUCCACGCAGCCCAGUACAUUGAGCUCAAAUGCUCAGGAGUCCUCGGCAGAACCUUUGCAAAGACUGCCUAGUCUUAAACGUUUUCGUCGUUCCAGUUCAAAGAGAAAGAAGCCUGAUACUCUAACUGCCGAAGAUGUAGAGCAUCAACUCAAUAAUGGCAGCGACAAUUCCUGCUUGUUAACAGAUAGUCCUUCGGCAAGAGCGGAGGCCUUCCUAAAACCCAGCACGCCAAAUUUAUCUGUUAAAAGCAAGGAAACCAAUCGUCUAAGUCCUCAAAAUUCUAUUAGACGUCUGUCUACUUCACUAAGCAUAGGCAGUGGACCCGGCAGUAGGCGUGCUUCGGCUUGUCUCUUCAACUCUCACAUGUAUCAGAAUCUCAAUCAACCAUCAAAGUUGCACAGUGCUACCGGCAAGCGUAGAAUGUCUUCUAUAGAGCUGGCCUUUACGAAAACAUCCCACCUGAAUCUGCACAACUUGGAACCAUCUCGCAAGUCUUUGUCUUACACCAACUCAAAAUUGGAUUUGGACAAGUGGCAGAAAAGCUAUGCAUGUGUUGGUGAAACGGAUAUGUUGCAGCAAUAUAUGCAAGAGCGUGAAAGACGCAAGAACUCCAUUAGCCAGUAUCCCAAAAAGAUCAAUGAGGAGGAAUUUAAGGAGCAACAACAUUCCACAGUAUCACAUUCGGAACGUAUGUCAAAAAUAAAAAUUCUUAUUGAAAGACUUGUUCCACAUGAUUUCACGAAUGAACGAAGAACAUAUUCACUCUACAUAUUUCCCGAGAAUAAUAGGUUCCGUCGCAUUUGCAUUUGGUUCGUUAAUCAAAAAUGGUUUGACAACCUGGUUCUACUGUUCAUUGCCCUCAAUUGCAUAACUCUGGCAAUGGAGCGGCCCAACAUACCACCAUACAGCACCGAAAGACUAUUUUUGUCUACAGCGAAUUAUGUCUUUACAGCCGUUUUCACCUUAGAAAUGCUCAUUAAGGUUGUGGCUACUGGUAUGUUUUAUGGCCCAGAUGCCUACUUUACAUCUGGCUGGAAUAUAAUGGAUGGAUCGCUGGUGACGAUUUCAAUCAUUGACUUGUUAAUGUCACUGAUCAGUCAAUCCAGUCCUAGGAUAUUUGGGAUUUUAAGGGUGUUUCGACUACUUCGUUCCCUGCGGCCGCUGCGUGUUAUCAACCGAGCCCCGGGUUUGAAAUUAGUCGUGCAAACGCUCUUAUCGUCCCUUCGACCUAUUGGCAAUAUUGUGCUCAUCUGUUGCACAUUCUUCAUUAUAUUUGGCAUUCUGGGCGUGCAGCUGUUCAAGGGUACGUUCUACUUUUGCGAAGGCGAAAACAUCAAACACGUUCGCAAUGCAUCAGACUGCCUCAGCAUACCGGGUAAUGCUUGGGUCAAUAGAAAAUACAAUUUCGAUGAUUUGGGUAAGGCACUUAUGUCGUUGUUUGUCCUGAGUUCGCGCGACGGCUGGGUCAACAUUAUGUACACCGGGCUUGAUGCGGUCGGCAUUGAUCAGCAACCGAUAGUCAACUACAACGAAUGGCGUCUGCUGUACUUUAUUGCAUUUAUUUUGCUCGUAGGAUUCUUUGUGCUCAACAUGUUUGUGGGAGUCGUUGUCGAGAAUUUCCAUCGCUGUCGUGAAGAGCAAGAGAAGGAGGAGAAAAUACGGCGUGCAGCCAAACGGGCCUUGCAGAUGGAAAAGAAGCGAAGACGAAUGCAUGAGCCACCCUACUAUAUCAAUUACUCGCCUUCACGCAUGUUUGUUCACAACGUAGUCACAUCGAAAUACUUUGACUUGGCGAUAGCGGCAGUGAUUGGCCUGAAUGUUGUUACGAUGGCCAUGGAAUACUACCGGAUGCCGAUGGCGUUGGAGUACACAUUGAAGAUAUUUAAUUACUUUUUUACCGCUGUGUUCAUACUCGAAGCCAAUAUGAAGUUGGUGGCUUUGGGAUGGCAUCUGUACCUGAAGGACAAGUGGAACCAACUGGAUGUCAGUAUUGUUCUAUUGUCCAUUGUCGGCAUAGUGUUGGAAGAACUAGAAACGGAAAAUAAAAUGCCCAUCAACCCGACGAUAAUGCGGGUGAUGCGUGUGCUGCGUAUAGCGAGAGUGUUGAAACUGUUGAAAAUGGCCAAAGGGAUUCGAGCUUUGCUGGACACGGUGAUGCAAGCGUUGCCUCAAGUUGGCAAUUUGGGCCUGCUCUUUUUCCUGCUGUUCUUUAUUUUCGCUGCGCUCGGCGUGGAAUUGUUCGGCAGACUCGAGUGUUCCGAGGAGAUUCCAUGCCAGGGCCUGGGCGAACAUGCACAUUUCGCCAAUUUCGGGAUGGCUUUCCUCACAUUGUUUCGCGUAGCGACUGGCGAUAAUUGGAACGGCAUCAUGAAAGACACAUUGAGGGAUAACUGUGAUGACGCACCGGAUUGCGUACGCAACUGUUGCGUCAGCUCCGUAAUCGCUCCCAUCUUUUUUGUGAUAUUCGUGCUAAUGGCGCAAUUCGUGUUAGUGAACGUCGUCGUGGCUGUACUGAUGAAACACCUCGAGGAGAGCCACAAACAGAUGGAGGACGAAAUGGAUAUGGAAGUCGAACUCGAACGCGAAUUAGUGCGUGAACAGGAAUUUGAGCAGGAACAAAAACUUUGCGAACAACUGCAACAGCAAACAAAACCGCCUGCGCCAGCCCAACGUCAACUGGGCAAAGUCAAAUCACUGCCAAUGAACUUUAUCUACAACACCCCCUCUCUGGAGAAGAAGUUUACCGGUGUUCUAAACGCCACCAACAAUCGCCGACAAACGGUCCAGUACUUCAACCAACAGAACGGUCUGGGCCUGGCAGAGAUGGGUGGUGCUUUCAAGACACAAGCUCUCACACAACUUAUCCCUGAGACGGCCACAACCGAAGAGAACAGUUUCGACUCCAAACUACAAAUACCUCCCACAGCAAGACGUGGACGACGUUGCUCGACAGCUCUGCGUAAACGUGGUAUGCUAACGAAAGAACGAUCUCUGGACGAACAAGCCAUUCGUCGUCGUACCCUCGAAUCGAAGCGUAUGAGUUCCGAUUCUUUGCCUUGGGGAGGCGAUGUCGUUGAUUUUCGCAGUGGCACUAUCUUCGAGAGUCUAGAAUCGGACGGCAGUCCCUCCUCCACAUACGACGUGCACAGCAUACGCAGCGAAGAAGUUCCACGCAGCGUAUCCGAUGUAGCCAGCAUCGUUAGCGCGGUUGUUAGUGAAAAACCAGCCAGUGCGGCUACAUCGAGUGCAUCCACAACGAGGCGACCUUACGGUCGUUCCCUCUCAACAGAUCCCACAUUCUUGGGUCCUGCACGCACAAAUCUACUCUCUGUACCACGUUCCAUGCCACCGCGCAGUCGCAGUGGCAGCACCAAGCAACUAUUCAAACAACAAGCGCUCGACGAAGAUCCCGACAUGGAUGAGAGCUCCUUGCUGCUGCCAGUGGUCAUGGAAAGUGGAACUGAUGCCAAUACUAAUACACAAAAUGAGAAUAAAGCCAACGUCGAUAUAAAUGGUCGUUUAUCCGCAGAUAUUCCAAUAGUCGAAGGUCUGAGCAAAUCUGAUUCGGCCGAAAUUUUACGCAUAAUAUCAGAACGCAGACGCAUGGAUCAACGUGACAACAGCGGCAAUGAAGAUUCUGACUAUAACGAAUUGUUAUUAGUCAAAUCUCCUCAGUCAUCCAUAGAUGGCUAGCUCAACAACUUUAUUUAACUUAUCGUUAACAUUCAUAUAACAUAAUACAUACAAACAAACAACAACUGCGCGCUGUCACUCUCAAAACAUUUAACAUUUGAAAUGUCAAUUGAACUGCAAUCUCAUAAUCAUUAGGGAAUUUUGGAUGCAUACUUUCUUUCUUUCUCUCUCUCUCUCUCUCAUCCCCACAUACAGUCUUAAGUCAAUACAAAAUGUUAAUAAUGGUUUUCAUUGCAAAGAGAAUAUAACAUAAUACAUACAAACAAACAACAACUGCGCGCUGUCACUCUCAAAACAUUUAACAUUUGAAAUGUCAAUUGAACUGCAAUCUCAUAAUCAUUAGGGAAUUUUGGAUGCAUACUUUCUUUCUUUCUCUCUCUCUCUCUCUCAUCCCCACAUACAGUCUUAAGUCAAUACAAAAUGUUAAUAAUGGUUUUCAUUGCAAAGAGAAAAUUUAAGUUUAUGAAUUGUUAACGUAACAUUUGCUUUAUAACCGGUCUGUAACGUGCAGUUAGACAAAUUCAAGAGCCAGCCCACAACAACAUUAGCAGCAGCAGUAGCAGCAUCAUCAACUCUCUGUGAUUAGCCAAAUAAUUAAUACUAAAAGAAUUUCAGAUUUUAAGGAUAUGUCAGGCAAUGUAUGCAAAGCAAUUGAUAGAAUAUUUAGCUAGAGCGAAAAAAACAAAACGAACAAGCGAACGAACGAACUACUAAGUGAACCGAUCUUAUAAAUACAUAUAUACGAGUUUGAGUAUCUAGAAAGUAUAAGUAGCUAAAACAGUGUAAAUAUUAAAUGUAGUUUAAUUAAAAGGAAACUGGAUUGAUCAUUCUUACGCUGUCUUCUUCUUCUUUUAAUCCUAAUCUUAAGUCUAAGCUUAUAAAACUUCAAUUAAAGUCUUCUAGACGUCAUAUACCUAACUUAUCAUAAAGAGAAUUUUAUACAUUUGCUUGGACGUACUAUGUAUGUAGUUAGUGUAGGUUAGUGUUAGAGUAUUAUUUCAAUUUAAUAUGAAACUUAGCAAGAAUCCAAAGUUGUGGUCAUUUCAUUAAUUUCACUUAAAAAUACUUUCUCAAUUAGGAUAUAGAGUGAAAAGAGCUGCUUGUUGAAUCAUAUAAACUUGGUUAACAUUAAUAUUGUGUAGCGUUAUUUAGUUGCUAAAUAUUGUUUGACAGAUUUAAAUAAAACAGAGAAAUAAUAAUUAUAAUAAAUACUACAUUUAUGUACACAUAAGAAAUGUUUGUUAAAUUUGUGGCAUUCAAUGAAAAAAACAAAAAAGAAAAAACGAAACAAUUAAUAAUUAAUGAAGAAAAAAAAAAAAAAUAAUUACAAAAAUUAGCUGUUAAAACGAGUUUAUAUUUAAUGGUAGAACAACAACAAACAAAACAAAAAAUUUAAAAACAAAAACGCAUUUAUAUUGAAAAUUUUAAUAUAAGAAAAACAAUUGAUAAACCAAA